GAGCUGUGCGAGGCGCUGUCAGUGUACAGACGGCGUCCAGCCAAUCAGCUGAGCGCCACGGCAGUAGCGCUUCCUGAUUGGCUGAAGGGACGUCAGUGACAGGGAGUCACGUGACGUCCCGACAUUCGGGAGAAAGGAGUGUAAUGUGAAAACAUUACACUCCUUUCUAGUCCGGUAUGGCACGGUGAUCGUUUUUUAAUUUUAAAAAGUACGUGGAUUUACCUCUGGACCUGGACCUCUGGACGGACGCUGGAAGUGAAAAGCAAAUAUCUUUGAUAUGCAAAUUAGAGGUUCUGGACUGGAGGUCACUGUUCCCGCAUCUCAGUCUGCUUUACUUCAUACUCAGACUCUUCUGCCGUGUACGUUCCGUGUGGAUAGUCCUCCUGUGAACCUCCAGUUCUUGGCCAUAUUCUGGUACCUCGAAGACAAGGAGCUGCUGAGAUAUGACAAUAAGGAGAAGGUUUCCAGUCCCACAAUGGCCAUCGAUGAGCAGGCAGUCAAACAGGGCAACGCCUCAUUGUCCAUUCACAAUGUGACCAUCUCUGACCAGGGGACGUACAAGUGCUUAGUGAUUGACAGUCCAGAUAGACAGCACAAGGAGUUCCAGCUACAUAUUCUAGGUAUGGUAUCAAGAUCCUGGUGGUUGAAAUCCCGACAGUCAGAAAUCCCACAGCGCCAUCCCAGCUUUCAAAAUCCUGAUGGAUCCCAGUGAGUAUUUUAACCCUAAACCUAAUAAUAACCCUAACCCACCCCUCCUGUAACCUAACCCUAACCGCUCCCCUCCCACAGCCUAACCGUAAACCCACUAUCCCCCCAGAGAAUAGCUGUGACAAAAUCACUGAAAUAGUGGUGGCAGGCUGUUAUAUUUCCACCGGGUUUCUUACCUAUGUGUUUUAAAACCCCAGGAAUAUUGUGUUGGUCCUGCUGAGAGCUUUUGGUAAGAACCAAAUAAGGGUCCUGGGGCUGGAUGUGAGAAGAGAGGGUGGGUUCUUCAUCCAUUUAGGCUCAGUUUAGGUCUUUGGGCUAUUAGCCUCACAGAAUGCUAAUUAGGGCUUUUAGAUGUAGGUGUGUGUUAAAAAGGCCGUCAGCCUGAUCAGCUUUCUCUCACACUGCCUGGGGAAAAGGAGAGACUAUGGAGUCUCUGUGAGAGAAACCUGCUGUUGAAGAUCAGUUAGUUGUGCCUGGUAAAAACAUAUUAUUAUUAUUUUUUAGUGAGUUAAGAUAAUCCUGUGUUAGCGAUGUACGGCAUUGUGUUUAUUUUGAUUAUUUCUAUUUUGU
This is a messenger RNA of Pseudophryne corroboree (corroboree frog), 1278 nucleotides long. Its product is annotated as sodium channel subunit beta-2-like. The coding region runs from base 278 to 712 and encodes 144 amino acids. The transcript is spliced from 4 exons. The record is from RefSeq and is a predicted model, not a curated record. Lineage: Eukaryota; Metazoa; Chordata; Amphibia; Anura; Myobatrachidae.